AUGCGGAAAGCAUUGCGGCGAAAGUUGCCGGAGAGCCGAGUGAUCGGCGCGAAGCGGCAGAUCCGCACCGCAGCCGCCUAUGCAGCCGCUCCGCACGUAUUCAGCAACACCAACCGCGACGUUGUCGACGAUGCGGAGCGGCGAAAUUACGCGACGCACGGGUCAACACACAGAGGCUCCUCGACGUCGCAAAAAUCCGAACGGAGGGGGGAGGUAAGGUGCGUCGAUAAACCACCGUAG
Molecule: messenger RNA, 240 nt
Organism: Caenorhabditis auriculariae
Lineage: Eukaryota; Metazoa; Nematoda; Chromadorea; Rhabditida; Rhabditidae
Source: the annotation of a GenBank genome assembly